CUUCCGCUUCCUGUACUCGGCUGUUCUAUCCUCAGCUCGCCAUCACCACCUCUCGUCCUCCCCCCCGCUGCAAGAAAAGAUGGAAGCUUUCCUCGCCGGCUUCCGGGCGCCGCCUCGGGCUCCGACCGCAUCCACCGCCCGGAGCCCGCCUCCCAGCCCCUUCUUCCUCGGCUCCAAGCGGCGGAGGAAGCCCUCCUCCUCCGUGGUCUGCAUGGCGGAGCCCCAUCUCAUAUCGAAGCUGGAAUCUACGGAGAAGGCAUGGAAAGAAAUGUCGGCUAGAUUGGGUGACCCUGACAUUGUCUCAGAUCCGAGCGAAUACCAAAAACUUGCACAGUCUGUUGCUGAUCUGGGCGAGGUUGUGAGUGCAUAUAGACAAUUUAAGGAGUGUGAGAGGCAGAUUGAAGAAACAAAAGCUUUGCAAAAAGAGAAUGGAGAUGACCCUGACAUGGCAGAGAUGAUAGCUUCAGAGCUGGAGUCUCUCUCUAACCAGCUCGCAGAGCUCGAGGAAAAACUGACGGUACUGCUGCUUCCCAGCGAUCCUCUUAAUUCACGCAACAUCUUGCUUGAAGUAAGAGCAGGCACCGGCGGUGAUGAAGCUGGAAUUUGGGCUGGUGACCUUGUGCGCAUGUAUCAAAAAUAUUGUGAGCUCAACAAUUGGAAGUUUAAACCAGUUUCUUGCUCAGAAGCAGAAAAAGGUGGAUAUAAGACGUAUGUGAUGGAGGUGAAGGGCAAACAAGUCUACAGCAAACUGAAGUUUGAGUCAGGCGUGCACCGUGUUCAACGUGUUCCACAGACAGAGACUAUGGGCCGUGUCCACACGUCAACCGCAACUGUAGCUAUUAUGCCAGAGGCCGAUGAAGUUGAUGUGGUUAUUGAUCCAAAAGACAUUGAACUUAAAACCGCAAGAUCUGGUGGAGCUGGAGGGCAGAAUGUUAACAAGGUGGAAACAGCCAUUGAUCUUAUUCAUAAGCCUACGGGAAUUAGGAUAUUCUGUACAGAAGAAAGGUCACAACUUCAAAAUAAAGAACGUGCAUUCCAAUUACUGAGAGCAAAACUAUACGAGAUUAAGUUAAGGGAACAACAAGAGUCGAUAAGAACCCAGAGGUUACUGCAGGUUGGUACCGGCGCUCGUUCGGAGAAGAUACGGACGUACAAUUAUAAGGACAACAGAGUAACUGACCAUCGGCUGAAGAUGAAUUUCGUAUUGUCUAGCUUCCUUAUAGGAGAUAUCGAGUCGGCUGUUCAGUCCUGUGCUGCGAUGGAGCAAAAGGAACUCUUGGAGGAAAUGGCUACUUCUUCUGCAGUGAAGGCAUGAUCAGCCAAUUAUUCCUUUUGCUUCAAGCAGACCCUGUAAAAGGACACCCAAGGACAUUUUACAACCGACAGAGAUCGUGACCAAGACCAAGUUGUACACGAAGCAACUCGGCGAUUGGAUUUCCUCACAUACACGCUUAUUGUUUUGUUCAUGAUCACUUUGCAUAUACACUAAUAUCGUGAGACAUAAUGCUACACUUGAAGAGAUCUCUGGUGGCAGCAGAUUUUGACUAGUUGGAAGUAGACAUGCUGUGUACAACUGAAAAUAGACAUGGGUUGCAUACUGUUGAUUUUUCUUAUGGGUCAGCAGAUUUUGACUA
Messenger RNA from Brachypodium distachyon (stiff brome), 1634 nucleotides. RefSeq names its product peptide chain release factor APG3, chloroplastic. Lineage: Eukaryota; Viridiplantae; Streptophyta; Magnoliopsida; Poales; Poaceae. Gene Ontology annotation, molecular function: translation release factor activity, codon specific. The transcript is spliced from 15 exons. Gene Ontology annotation, biological process: translational termination; plastid translation; chloroplast organization. Gene Ontology annotation, cellular component: chloroplast. The coding region runs from base 80 to 1315 and encodes 411 amino acids. The record is from RefSeq and is a predicted model, not a curated record.